GAAGAUUUGAGACAAAGUUAGAGUACAGCUUCCUGCGAUCCACCACUUCAGUUUGAGAGAAUAUAAAUUCCCACUUGAAGCUUUAGAAGUGGAGAAAGAAGAAGUCGUAUUUGGCCGGACUUCUUGAGGAUUAUACAACAGAAUCUUGAUGUUUGAUCAAGACAAGAAAUAAAUGCUUUCACAAAGUAUCUUCAGUGUUGUAACAGCAUCAGCCUAUUUCAUACGGGUUAAUGGUGGGAUACACAACGAUUUUCGGAAGUUUUUUCUGGCACUUGGCUACUGAAACGAGAUCGGAAAGGAAAAUCAGUCUUGCUGAUUAAUUUUAACCUUUUCUCAAUGGAUCAUUAAAACAGCUGAGUACUGGAAUAUACAAUAAUCUGCUUUCUGGUGAAUGAUGCUAUACUUACAAACUGCUACACAAUUUCAGUGAUCAGACUUAAAGUGAGAAAAACUCUAAUUCUUUGUCAAGCAAUGUAAUACUGAACUGUGAUUGUGCUACUCUGUAAAGCCAUCGAACCUGAUCAACAAAAACAGCAGCAACACUUUAACUCUGCAGAUCAAAGGGUCAGAAUGAAACUGCGUUAUGGUGUUUGUCUACAUGUCGUCAUUUUGUCACUUCUCCAGCUGUUACAAGGAGAUUACUAUGAGCAUGACUCCAGGCUGAAGCAGAGGCGAGCGAGUUUAGAGCAACAAAUCAGAGCUGCUUCCAAUGUGAGGGAAUUAUUGUCAAUUAUUAACUCAUCAGAUUGGAAACGGUGGAAAUGCCGUCAAAAAUUAAAAUAUCUGGCAGGCUUUGACACACGAUCACGCUCAACCAGGUUCGCUUCUCCAUACUAUGAUGCAGAAACCCUCAAAUCCAUCGAUGAUGAAUGGCAGAGGACUCAAUGUGUCCCCAGGGAAUCCUGUGUUGAUGUUGCUAAGGAACUUGGAAGAGGCACCAAUACCUUCUUCAAACCUCCAUGCGUGUCUGUAUUUCGAUGCGGUGGAUGUUGCAAUGAAGAGAGUCUGGUCUGCAAGAACAUCAGCACUUCCUACAUCCGCAAAGAGCUCUUUGAGAUCGCCAUUCCACUGACCAAUAUACCAGACCUCUUGACUGUCAGAAUUGCAAACCACACUUCUUGUAAGUGCAUCUCCAGUCGACAUACCUAUUCCAUCAUUCGAAGAUCAAUCCUCACACAUGAACUAAACAGCUGUCUGCACGAUGAGAAUCACUGCUCCAGGGGACUGGUGUGGGAUAAACAGAAAUGCCACUGUGUGAGCUCCUCCGUUCAAAGAGAAGAUGAGCUCUCCCCCAUUGCAGAACUGGCUAUCUGUGGACCCUAUAUGGAGUUCAACGAGGAAGUGUGUGAUUGCGUUUGUAGGAACAUGGAAAGCCAUGAAACGUGCUCGCAGAAACAAAAAACAUUUGAUCCAGAUUCCUGCAGUUGUGUGGACAGACCUGCCUGUCUAUACCACAGCAGAUCCUGCGCUGUGGGGAAAGUCUUCAAUGAUAAGCACUGUCAGUGUGUGUGGAAGAACAAACGUUGACAUAUUAUACAGAGGAAAGGCGACUGACAAUCAUGGAUUUUGACCUUAAUAAAAGGGCUCGUUCUACAUUUCUGCUUUGUUUUAAAUUAUUGAUAUUCUAUGUAAAAUAUUAAACCACUUAGCAGUAA
Carcharodon carcharias (great white shark) is the source of this 1655-nucleotide messenger RNA. It is a transcript of the gene vegfd, whose product is annotated as vascular endothelial growth factor D. Gene Ontology annotation, biological process: positive regulation of protein phosphorylation; positive regulation of endothelial cell proliferation; response to hypoxia. Gene Ontology annotation, molecular function: growth factor activity; chemoattractant activity; vascular endothelial growth factor receptor 3 binding. The record is from RefSeq and is a predicted model, not a curated record. Bases 571 to 1527 code for a protein of 318 amino acids. Gene Ontology annotation, cellular component: membrane. The transcript is spliced from 7 exons. Lineage: Eukaryota; Metazoa; Chordata; Chondrichthyes; Lamniformes; Lamnidae.